GUGCUUGAUGAAAAAGUGAAUAAGAGUAACAAGUUUUGUGUCUGCAAAGAAUGUGAAUUGGGUUCUUCAUUUCAAGAGGUAAAAAAGCUUGCAAAUACACAAGAACUUGUUUGCUGGCACAUAAAAACUUGUAUAUAUUUUCAACAAGAAUAUAGUGAUUUUGAAAAAGCAAAAAUUCUAACAAAACCAAAUGAAUUUGAUUUUGUAACUAAUUAUACUCAAGAAAGUACUGAUAAUUUUGGUACUAGUUCAGAAAGUUCUUUUUCAGAAAAUUAUACAACUAGCUUUAAAUUAGAAAACUA
Dentiscutata heterogama is the source of this 302-nucleotide messenger RNA. Lineage: Eukaryota; Fungi; Glomeromycota; Glomeromycetes; Diversisporales; Gigasporaceae. The record is from the annotation of a GenBank genome assembly.